Messenger RNA from Mesorhabditis spiculigera, 288 nucleotides. The record is from the annotation of a GenBank genome assembly. NCBI's taxonomy places the organism in Eukaryota, Metazoa, Nematoda, Chromadorea, Rhabditida, Rhabditidae.
AUGGAACAGCUGGGGGAGACUACGCAAAGCGUCUUCAUCGGCGUGUGCGUGCUGGGCGGCGUCGCCGUGUUCUUCUUGUGCUGGCUCAUCUUCCUCUGUCUGGCUGUUAUGGGCAUGAACAAGUCGAUCACGCUGCUGCAAAGCCAAAUUAACGACGUGGGCGGCGGGGGUGGCGGCGGGACGACGAUGGCUGCGAGUGUGAUGAUCCCUGGGGCCAGCCCAACAAAGUCCAAAUCGUCCGACUCGCCGGGUGGCCGCGACCAGACGGAGCGUCCGAAGCUCGACCUC